CCGCGCCCCCCCCGCCCCCGCCCCCCCCAUGGACAUGUUGGACCCGGGUCUGGAUCCCGCUGCCUCGGCCACCGCUGCUGCCGCCGCCAGCCACGACAAGGGACCCGAGGCAGAGGAGGGCGUCGAGCUGCAGGAAGGCGGGGACGGCCCUGGGGCGGAGGAGCAGACGGCGGUGGCCAUCACCAGCGUCCAGCAGGCGGCGUUUGGCGACCACAACAUCCAGUACCAGUUCCGCACAGAGACUAAUGGAGGACAGGUGACAUACCGCGUAGUCCAGGUGACUGAUGGUCAGCUGGACGGCCAGGGCGACACGGCUGGCGCCGUCAGCGUCGUGUCUACCGCUGCCUUCGCGGGGGGGCAGCAGGCUGUGACCCAGGUGGGUGUGGACGGGGCGGCCCAGCGCCCGGGCCCCGCCGCUGCCUCUGUACCCCCAGGUCCCGCAGCGCCCUUCCCGCUGGCUGUGAUCCAAAAUCCCUUCAGCAAUGGCGGCAGCCCAGCGGCCGAGGCUGUCAGCGGGGAGGCGAGGUUUGCCUAUUUCCCAGCGUCCAGUGUGGGAGAUACCACAGCUGUGUCCGUGCAGACCACAGACCAGAGCUUGCAGGCUGGAGGCCAGUUCUAUGUCAUGAUGACACCCCAGGAUGUGCUUCAGACAGGAACACAGAGGACAAUUGCACCCCGGACACACCCCUACUCCCCAAAAAUUGAUGGAACCAGAACUCCCCGAGAUGAGAGAAGAAGAGCUCAGCACAAUGAAGUAGAGCGGAGGCGGAGGGACAAGAUCAACAACUGGAUCGUCCAACUCUCAAAAAUCAUUCCAGAUUGUAACGCGGACAACAGCAAGACAGGAGCGAGUAAAGGCGGGAUCCUGUCGAAGGCCUGCGACUACAUCCGGGAGCUUCGCCAGACCAACCAGCGCAUGCAGGAGACCUUCAAGGAGGCCGAGCGGCUGCAGAUGGACAAUGAGCUCCUGAGGCAGCAGAUCGAGGAGCUGAAGAAUGAGAACGCCCUGCUUCGAGCCCAGCUGCAGCAGCACAACCUGGAGAUGGUGGGCGAGACCACCCGGCAGUGACGCCCGCCCCCAGCGCAGCCGCUGCCCGUGCCGGCCUCUGCUGCCCCUUCCCCAGCCCUUAGCACAGAGAGGGACACAUGCCCCUCCCCCAGCUGCGUUUUUUUAUAGUAGAUUUUUAACAAAAACGGGGAGAAAUAAUGCAUUUCUGUGGAUACAUUGCCCACCACCCUCAACUUGGAAACAACGUCCUUCCUCCCCAUCUGUCUUCUCCCUUCUCCUGCCCUCACUAAGCCCCGGCACGUCUGGUGUUCUCACCUGGAGGCAAGAGAGGAGGACAGGCCCUGCCACGUGUGCUGCCUCCUUGGUCUCUAGAGGUGCUGAGACAGGGUGCUUGCGGGAAGGAGGGGAGCCUGUGGGGGCCACCCCCGGGGCCUGGGCCUAAGCAGGGAGGCCACGUCCCCCCCACCUCCUGUUUCUGGAUCCCUGCUCCCCUUUGGGGGUAUGUGUGUAUGUGCGUGUGUGUGCGUGUGCGUGCGUGUGUGUGUGUUAAUUUUCUUUAUGGAAAAAUGGACAAAAAAAUAGAGAGAGAGAGGUAUUUAACUGCAAUAAACUGGCCCCAUGUGGCCCCCGCCUUGUC
This is a messenger RNA of Lemur catta (Ring-tailed lemur), 1646 nucleotides long. It is a transcript of the gene USF2, whose product is annotated as upstream transcription factor 2, c-fos interacting. Gene Ontology annotation, molecular function: protein dimerization activity; RNA polymerase II cis-regulatory region sequence-specific DNA binding; DNA-binding transcription factor activity, RNA polymerase II-specific. The record is from RefSeq and is a predicted model, not a curated record. Gene Ontology annotation, biological process: regulation of transcription by RNA polymerase II. NCBI's taxonomy places the organism in Eukaryota, Metazoa, Chordata, Mammalia, Primates, Lemuridae. The transcript is spliced from 10 exons. Bases 29 to 1069 code for a protein of 346 amino acids.